Anastrepha obliqua is the source of this 1314-nucleotide messenger RNA. RefSeq names its product 2-oxoglutarate and iron-dependent oxygenase JMJD4 homolog (gene JMJD4). Gene Ontology annotation, molecular function: histone H4R3 demethylase activity; sequence-specific DNA binding. The coding region runs from base 80 to 1282 and encodes 400 amino acids. Gene Ontology annotation, cellular component: nucleus; cytoplasm. The record is from RefSeq and is a predicted model, not a curated record. Gene Ontology annotation, biological process: positive regulation of translational termination; negative regulation of gene expression; protein hydroxylation. The transcript is spliced from 2 exons. NCBI's taxonomy places the organism in Eukaryota, Metazoa, Arthropoda, Insecta, Diptera, Tephritidae.
UUCCAUUACUAGGUGUUCAGGAAAAAUAUUGCUACUCCUGGAUUUAGUUAAUAUUUACAAAUUAUGAAAACAAAAUUAGAUGGAUACCAUUGAAAGAUUAAGUGACGGUACAAUACCGUACAGAAGUUUUUAUGCGAGGUAUAUUGAGAGUAAUUGGCCGGCUAUAAUAACCAACGUGUCCAAUGAAUGGGAAUGUAGUAAAAACUGGGUACUUCGAAAUUUCCUUUCCGACGAGAGUUUCCAGACAAGCGUCAUUAAUUUCGAUUAUCUUAAGCAUAAAAUAAGCAAUCGUUUGGUGCCUGUAACGAACUGUUCCGGGUACUUUAAGCAAAAUAGUGUCAUGGAGAUGCACUUUCACAAUUUCUUGGAAUACUGGGAAGGGCAGCACAAAACUGGGACUCACAGCGUAGACUCUAUAAAAGAGUGCAAUAGUUUAUAUCUGAAAGACUGGCAUUUAAAAGCACAACUACCCAGCUAUGAGUUCUAUAAAGUGCCAGAUUAUUUUUGCUCAGAUUGGUUAAAUGAGUAUCUUGUGAAGCAUAACCGUGACGAUUAUCGAUUUGUUUAUAUGGGACCGAAAAAUUCAUGGACCCCUUUCCAUGUAGACGUCUUCGGAUCAUUCAGUUGGUCUACUAAUGUGUGCGGAUGCAAAAAAUGGAUUCUUCUACCUCCCGGUGAACAAUAUAAAAUAGCAGACCGUUUCGGAAAUAUUGCAUAUAAUGUUAGCGAGAAGCUAUUAUAUGAAAACAAUGUAAAUUUCUUUGUGAUUUACCAAAAAGAAAAUGAAGCAGUAUUCGUGCCGAGCGGUUGGUAUCACCAAGUAUGGAAUAUUACCGAUACCAUUUCCGUCAACCAUAACUGGUUUAAUGCAGCUAAUAUAAAAUAUAUUUGGUGUAAUAUUUCGGAAAAUUUGAGAAAAGUAAUUUAUGAGAUCAACGAUUUAAGGAAAAAUUGUAACUUUGUAUCAACAUGUCAAGAAAUUCUUAAGGCGAAUUUCGGGUUAAGUAUUUCUGGUUUCCUUGAUAUUCUGUGUUUCAUAGCCGAGACUCGUUUAUGUUUGCUUAAGGACGGGCAUCAAAAAUCGUGUUUAAGCGGGACCAAAAAACCAUCCGACUUUUAUCUGAAUAAAAACCAUAUUAACAAUGAUUUAAAAAACAUUAAUAUUCUUUUGAAGGUUAUGGCGCAAGAUAAGAUCGUUUACAAUUGUUCUAUGUUGUACGAACGGUGUAUAAGAUAUAUAGAUCUAAGUAAUCCUUGUAAUAAACAAAAAAUUAGGACAUAGAAGCCCAAUAAAACAUGAUUUUAAUAAUAAUA